AUGAUGCCAAAUGGUAGAGCUAAUGGAGUGCCUAAGGCACAAGACGAUCGGGAUGAUAGGAUGGUGUUGGAAAUACCGAAUGAUGGAGCGGCGGCCAAUGGGCAAGAUGGAGAUAGGGUAUUUGAGGCAGCGAAUGAAGCAGGCGAUGAUGGAGAUGAAGAACUCAGGAUGCCGGAUCUCAGAUUGCCGAAUGGUUUCCAUCAUGAGGACGAUGAGGAUGAAGUGCCAGAGGAUCCGGACAAUUGGCGGAAGGUUCCUCAUCAGAGAGCGAAGUGUGGAGGGUGGAUGGUCACGAUUCACCGGAAGGUCCGCAUCAUCCAAUCCUAG
Messenger RNA from Cylicocyclus nassatus, 327 nucleotides. The record is from the annotation of a GenBank genome assembly. Lineage: Eukaryota; Metazoa; Nematoda; Chromadorea; Rhabditida; Strongylidae.